AUGUCCGAGGGAGUGGAUCUCAUCGAUAUCUACGCCGACGAGGAGUUCAACCAGGACUCCGAGUUCAGUAAUGCCGACCAGAUGGACCUGUACGACGACGUGCUCGCGGCCAGCGCGCAGCCCGCCGAGAGCCGCGCGAGCAGCGCCGAGGCGCCGCCGGAGAUCCGCCAGGAGCCCUCCCCCAAGCCCAACAACAAGGCUCCGGCCAUCCUCUACACCUACAGCGGCCUGCGCAACAAGAGGGCCGCCGUCUACGUGGGCAGCUUCUCCUGGUGGACAACUGACCAGCAGCUGAUCCAGACCAUCCGCUCGGUGGGUGUCUACGAUGUGGUGGAGCUGAAGUUUGCCGAGAACCGAGCCAAUGGCCAGUCCAAAGGGUAUGCGGAGGUGGUGGUGGCCUCCGAGAACUCGGUGCACAAGCUCCUGGAGCUGCUGCCCGGCAAGGUGCUCAACGGGGACAAGGUGGAGGUGAGGCUGGCAACGCGGCAGAACCUGUCCCAGUUCGAGGCGCAGGCCCGCAAACGUGUGCCGCCGAGGGCCCACUCCCGCGACGCCGCCGACGCCGCCGACGGCCGCGCCACCCCCACGGAGAACGCGCUGCCGCCCGCGCGCCUGGAGAAGCCGCCCCGCGAGCUCGGCCCGCCGCCUCCGCCCGUGAGCGACGUGGAGUUUGAGGAGAUCAUGAACAGGAACCGGGCCAUUUCCAGCAGUGCCAUCUCCAAGGCCGUGUCCGGAGCCAGUGCAGGCGAUUACAGCGACGCCAUCGAGACCCUCCUCACGGCCAUCGCUGUCAUCAAGCAGUCCCGUGUGGCCAACGACGAGCGGUGCCGCGUCCUCCUCUCUUCCCUCAAAGACUGUCUGCACGGCAUCGAGGCCAAGUCUUACAGCACGGGCGCCAGCAGCAGCUCCUCCAGGAAAAGGCACCGCUCUCGGGAGCGGUCUCCCAGCCGGUCCCGCGAGAGCAGCCGGCGGCACCGCGACRCGCUCCACGGCGAGGAUCGGCACGAGGACUAUUUCCAGGAGCGCAGCCGGGAGCACGAUCGACAUCGGGACAGGGACAGAGAGCGGGACCGGCACCACUGAGGCGGGAGUCUGGCAGCAAGUGGUUUUUAAUGGACUUGUAUCUCUUCACCUCGACCAGGACAACACCACCGAGGCCGCGCCACCCUCMCCCUUCCCUGCCACCCCCGGCUCUCUCCGGGCCCCCGAGGGAAGCCCCGCUGUGCCCCCCAGCUGUGGGGCCUCCAGCUGUCACCUUGUGGCCUUGGGACCUGAGCCCUGACCCACACUUAGUGCUCCUGCUGCUCCCCGCGGCGAGGCCGGCAGCUCCGGAGCCGGGGAGCRCGCGGGCCGCUGAGCGCAGCCGCCGCUCCGCUCCAUGGAUACUCGGACCCAAAGAGAAAUGGUGCUUUCUUUUUCCAUGGARGGAGGUGGACGGGCCCUUUCCUCCC
This is a messenger RNA of Nothoprocta perdicaria, 1451 nucleotides long. RefSeq names its product cleavage and polyadenylation specific factor 7 (gene CPSF7). NCBI's taxonomy places the organism in Eukaryota, Metazoa, Chordata, Aves, Tinamiformes, Tinamidae. Bases 1 to 1083 code for a protein of 360 amino acids. Gene Ontology annotation, molecular function: mRNA binding. The transcript is spliced from 9 exons. The record is from RefSeq and is a predicted model, not a curated record. Gene Ontology annotation, cellular component: mRNA cleavage and polyadenylation specificity factor complex. Gene Ontology annotation, biological process: mRNA alternative polyadenylation.